UGUUUGGAGCUAGGACAUGUUUAGAGCCAAGCACAAGUUUGUAGGCUGCUCGCUUCCCGUCUUGUCCGACAUUAACAAGCGUCAUGCCUCUGACUGACACUGUUGAGUGUACAUACCAGGAGUGUGUUGAUGAAAGGAUGCUUUUUCAGAGCGUGUGCUCAUAAUUAUAUACAUAAAGCAAUUGUUCUCAUGUUAUUGUUGGACUCCCAUUCUCAGGCUCCUGAAUGCCGUCAGUCUGCAACUGUUGACGCGUUCUGCCGCCAGUGUGUUUUACGGGGCUCCUUGCCUGGAAGGCAGAUGUUGUAAAUCAUGUGUGAUUUAUCAAAAAAAAAAAAAAAAAAAAAAAACUGGUUCUCCUGUCUGCCAGGUUUCAUCUCCACAAACCUCAGAGAUGUACAAAUAGACUUUGGCCUGAAGCCAUACCUCCCUGGAACUUCUUCCUUUACCAAACUGCACGCCUGUCAACACUCCCCUUCACUCUCGUCCCUCCCCCCUCCACUGCUUCUGCACUGGGCCGAUGAUGUUGUUUUCUUUGCGCUUGUCUUUGACUGUCCUCCAUGGGAAGUACCUGGCAGCGGAUGUAUGUGGCAGGCCUCUGCCUGGACACGUCUGUCUCCCCCUCUCUUCUGCCUCCACGGCCACGCAGCGUGAGAACUGCAGUAUCCAUGGCAAUGAAGGAGGUUCCUUUUCCAAUGCACCGCCAUCCCAUCAUGUGGUAAUAUUUUCAGCCUAACCCACAAGAUAGUGAACAACACAGCGGCUGACCUGCUCAACAGUCUUACACCUGCACCAGCUGCUCACAUGGCCCACCCUUACGAGCCUUGGUUACGGACAGCACCACCUGGUGGCAGCUCAGAAGACAUGAACAUCCCCUCCUGGUGGGACCUCCACAGGGACGUCCAACCAGGGAGCUGGAUAGACCUGCAGACAGGGCAGGGUGUCGGGCUUCCUUCAGUGAGUCCGGGGAGCUCCAUGGGGUUACAGCCCUCCUUAGGCCCCUACGGCUCUGACCCACAGCUGUGCACCUUGCCUCCAGCUCAACACGCUCCAGCCUCACACUCAUCCCACCUCUUCCCCACAGAUGGCUUCAAGAUGGAGCCGCUGCCCCCUGAAAUGCUGCAGCAAGAACAGUUCUCCUUGGAGGAGCCACAGGAGAACGUUGUCUCAGCCCGACCCAAGCCCCAGCGCCGCUCUUCUUCCAGAGGCGCCGGCCAAGCUGUGUGUCGCUGCCCUAACUGCGUCCAUGCUGAACAGCUGGGCCAGAGCACUGACGACAGCAGGAGGAAACACAUGCACAACUGCCACAUCCCUGGCUGUGGCAAAGCCUACGCCAAGACCUCCCACCUGAAGGCUCACCUACGAUGGCACAGUGGGGACCGUCCAUUUGUCUGCAACUGGCUCUUUUGUGGCAAGAGAUUCACACGCUCGGAUGAACUGCAGCGCCACCUGCAGACGCACACUGGCGCUAAGAAGUUCAGCUGCGCAUUGUGUCCCAGAGUGUUCAUGCGCAACGACCACCUGGCCAAGCACAUGCGCACGCACGAGUCCCCGCCAGGACAUGGGGAGGAGAGGGUGAAUGGAGAUGGAAGGAUGGAUAAGGGUUUUGAUGCUUCGACACCUCCUCAGUCUUCCUCAAAUGUGCCAGCGUCUGAUGGCGCAGAGCCUCCGCUGAAGCUCAAAUGUGAGACAGACCCCUCAGUCUCCAGCGUGACAGGGCAGUCCGGCUAAUUUCAGAAGAAUUUUUGGCAGUUAAAGGUUUACCAUUUGUUCCCCUCUCUGUCAUAGAGGUGUCAUAGUUUUACGAUAGAGUAGCGAAUAAAAACAAGGUUCGGACAAACUUUUACUGACAUCAGUCUUAACAGUAACUGUUCGUCUCAAUCAUAAUCUAAAUAAACACAGAAAAGAAAAAAAAACUUUUACUGGACUUUUACUGAUUCUGUGUAGAGAAAUAUCCUUUGUUUACCAAAAGUAAAAGGUGGCUAAGGAUGCAACCACACUGAGGCUUGUUGCUGGACUUCCAUUGCUGCUAUAGAGCCACUACUACCAGUAGACCAAGAGACUGGGAAUAGAUCAACUGAAGGUGGCUUGUUUACUUGUUUACAAUUAAAUGAAUGAGAUGUGUUACUGGGAGAGAUGGAGAAAAAUGUUUAUCUCCAGCACAGUUUAAUUUACCCAUUUCAAAGGCAGCAAGCUUUUGAGUGGAGAAAGGAGAUGGUGAUACUCUGAUUUGUCACCAAAUGUGUGGAGCCUACGGCGCGAGUUGUGAUAAGACACUGGAAUCUGAUGCAGCAUUGUCUUGUUUUAAAAAUAUUAGUUACCAUUUGAAUUUUUGAGAGUUAAUGCCACACAGAUGGCAUUGUGUGUGUUGUAAUAUGAAAAUGGUACAUUAACAAAAUGAAAAUAAAACAGACAGUAAUGACUUGCAGCUGCAGUAUGCUGCGAUGAUAACACACUGAUAUAAUAUAAUAUAAUAUAAUAUAAUAUAAUAUAAUAUAAUAUAAUAUAAUAUAAUAUAAUAUAAUAUAAUAUAAUAUAAUAUAAUAUACAAAAUUGAGUUUCAUGCACUACAAAGGCUACUAUAUAUCAGAAAUAGUUCUACACUUAUUACUGAGAAGGACCAUUCAGAAAGGGGAAUGUGAUUCAAGUUGCCAAAUGGAACAAAAAGAUGCUAGUGAGACAGCUAAGGGCAGUGAUCCCCUCCACUCCUGGUAGCUAAGAACAUAAAGAUAAAACCGAGCUUCAUGGUCAUGAAAGCUGGACUUGGAGGGAGAAUUCUGCCAGGUCAAAUGAAUCCUGGUUUCUGUUGCAAAAUGCUGAUGACUGUGAACGUAUUUGGCCAUAAAAAUGGCUCCACAGGUCCACAAUGUUAACGCUACAGGCUACUGCCGCCGAGUGAAACUUCCAGGACGGUGGUUUAUUCCAGUGGCCUCUGUAGUCCCAAGAUUUUAAGCUGCACUAAUCAAUAUUUUCAGCUCUGCUGGCCCACAUUAACUGUUGUGGUGAAGUCUUACCACGCUCAUCAAUCUCCUUCACACUAGCAGACAGCUGUUUUCAGCUAUAACAUUCUGAUAAAUGGAGGGUAGGCUGAGUGCUACGCGCCAAACGUCAGAAAGACAGCAUUAACUACUAGCUAGUGAACAUAGAGGAGCAUCACGUUAAUUUACAGAGUGAAGACUAAACCAAGCCAAAAAAAGUGAUUUUUUUUAUUAAACUGGGGAAACUCUUGGAAGGCCUUCACUUAAAUUCAUGCCUCAAAAGCUUCAGGCGGUGGUGGAAGCAGAGGCCUGUCCCACCAAUACCAUCCAGCUACUGUACACCUCAUUAAGUGGGGUUUAGCGAGGUUACACAGUUAUUCCAAAUAUCAUCAGCUUGAUCAUGAUUUGCAUGUCGGAUCAAGCUGUGGUCCCAAUCAUCAACAAAGAAUGUGUGACGGGCUCAUCGCUCAACACAUUUUAUUAACUGCCGUUGGUGUGUCUGUACUUUUUCCAUGUUAAUUGACACUAACAAAUAAUUUAACAAAACUCUUUUUGAAACAUCACAGCCAUUUAAGUUUGAAUUAUAUUUAUAAUUCAUACUAAAUUAUGCAGAAAAGCACUGCGUCGGCAGUCGAGUGAACACAAUAAAAUGCAGUUGAACAACAGACGCAUCUGAAAUCUAUUAGGUUACUUAAUUUGAAUAGUUAACUUUCAUAAUCAAUAUUCUGUGAUCAAUAGUUCUGUAGCAGGCAGUGUGAGUGGCUUUUCAGUUUAAAACACUAUUAGGAUGUAUAAACCAUCACAGAUGUUAGGCUGAGAUUUCUAUAUAUAUUAGGGAGCUUUCAAUUUAUGGAGGCUCAUGAUUGCUGUAUUUAUGUAUAGAAUUUAAGAAAUGGAAGACAUUGCUAAAAUAUUAGUCAAUUAUUGUGUAUUGUCUCUUAUUAUUAUUAUUUUUUGUUUAUGUUAGAUAGUCUUUUACGUUGGUCAGUAGAGCAAGUUGGACACCUUGUUUUAAAGUUUGGUCGCUGUAGUAAAUGUUUUAGUUGACUGUUAUAAAAUAAGUUCUAAAACAUUUGAUAAGUUAAGUAUUGUGGUGUAAUAACUUGUAUUUAAUCUAUUAUUGUCCUUUAUUAAAUAAAAAAUU
Molecule: messenger RNA, 4119 nt
Organism: Acanthopagrus latus (yellowfin seabream)
Lineage: Eukaryota; Metazoa; Chordata; Actinopteri; Spariformes; Sparidae
Gene: sp6
Product: Sp6 transcription factor
Exons: 2
Coding region: 802-1728 (308 amino acids)
Biological process (GO): regulation of transcription by RNA polymerase II
Molecular function (GO): RNA polymerase II cis-regulatory region sequence-specific DNA binding; DNA-binding transcription factor activity, RNA polymerase II-specific
Source: RefSeq, a predicted model, not a curated record